Molecule: messenger RNA, 567 nt
Organism: Penicillium pulvis
Lineage: Eukaryota; Fungi; Ascomycota; Eurotiomycetes; Eurotiales; Aspergillaceae
Product: pre-rRNA-processing TSR2 family protein
Exons: 1
Coding region: 1-567 (188 amino acids)
Biological process (GO): maturation of SSU-rRNA from tricistronic rRNA transcript (SSU-rRNA, 5.8S rRNA, LSU-rRNA)
Cellular component (GO): nucleus
Source: RefSeq, a predicted model, not a curated record
AUGGACGCCCAAGCAACCGCUCCCCCGGCCACAGAUGCCGCCUCCUACCUCGACCUUGGCAUCACACUCGCCCUGAACAACUGGCCCUCACUCACACUCGCUGUGCAAUCAAACUGGGGCGGCCCAACCUCUGAUGACAAGCGCGCCUGGCUCUGCGGAGCUAUCUCUGAGAUGCUGACCGAUCGACCGGAAACCGACGCCGAGGAUGUGGAGGACGUGCUGAUUCAGGUGAUGAAUGAUGAGUUUGACGUUGUGAUUGAUGAUGAGAGCGCUGGCAAUGUGGCUGUUCAGAUCAUGGAAUUCAAGGAGCAGACAGAUGCUGGGCAAUUCAGUGCUAUUCGGGAGAUGUGGGAGACUUGGCAGCGGAAGAGUGAGCAGAAGUCUGCUGCAUCGAGCAUGUUUAAGCAGGUUGAGUCUAGGGAUGAAGACCAGGAGACCGAUGAUGAAGCUAGUGAUGAUGAUGUGGACAUGGGUGAUGCGCCGGCAUUGGUGAGGGCGCCGAGAGAGAAAGCUGAGCCUGAGAUUGAUGAGGAUGGGUUCACCAAGGUUGUUGGAAAGAAGCGGUAA